This is a messenger RNA of Anopheles merus, 2373 nucleotides long. RefSeq lists its product as uncharacterized. The transcript is spliced from 6 exons. The coding region runs from base 151 to 1281 and encodes 376 amino acids. Lineage: Eukaryota; Metazoa; Arthropoda; Insecta; Diptera; Culicidae. Gene Ontology annotation, biological process: interstrand cross-link repair. Gene Ontology annotation, cellular component: Fanconi anaemia nuclear complex. The record is from RefSeq and is a predicted model, not a curated record.
GAGAAAGUUGGUAGAGAUAUCAUAGGGGAAGGGGAGGGGCCGAAGAGCGUCGAACACUGCACGAAGGGCUUUGUUGUGACAGUUCUAGACGUUGGUCGCGUUGUGUUUUGAAAAGGGCGCGCUUUGGUCGCACGGGGAACGUAGGAGACGAUGGGAUACACUGCGACACAGCAUUUGGUAAAGGAAACGAGACAUCGCAUCGGUAUGCUAAACCUGCCGUACGAGGAAGAGUACCGGGCACAGCUGAAGCAUCUUGGGUACAAGGAAAAGGACAUCCUGAGGGAAGCUUUCCAGCGCCAGGAAUGGAAUGUAGGCAGUGCACGAGUGCUGAGUUUGCUGCAGGAAGCGAACAUUCUGACAGCGAGUGAAUACAUCCUCAGCCUUGAUUCGAUCGAGCUAAUGCAACAGAUUCUGAACGAUUUUCUGGAAGCGGAGUACAGCCUGCUAGCGCACAUCGUUCGCUACGCCUACCAAGAGAAUGUUCAAUCCCAAUCGCUCACCAACGUUCUGAAGGAAAGCUUUCGCACGCUGCUGAACGACUUGAACGACAAUCCGAACGUGAUUCCGCACAAUUACCUGCAAGCAAUCGGGACCCGUUUGCGCACGCACGAGCAGAAAAUGGUGAUUAAUGAGCAUCUGCAGCUACUGCUCGGUUCCGAACGCGGUCCGCUCGACCUGGACGCAGCCAUCGGGCGGCAGCACCAGUGGCGGGAAGAGAUGCAAACCAUCCUCACCGGUACCGUUUUCGAACGGCUGCUGAUCGAGCUGAUCCGUGACAAGGCCAACCUGCUAGAGGUGCUGAAAGAGUUGUUGAAGCGAUCGUGUCCCUUUUCCCUCAAGCACGCACUCUAUCUGCUGUCCCAAGCGGCUAGGGCGACGACCGAUGAGCCGGACGAGCGGCUGCUGAAAAGCUUCAUCAAGGAUCUGUUCCGGACCGUGGUGGAGACGGGGCUGAUGAGCCAGCUACAGCUGGUGCUGCUGUUUGCGCGUGAAAUUUGCUCCGCCAAUACGGCCGUGCUGGGGACGUAUCCGGCCUGGUACAAGCAAACGUUCGGCGAGAUGACGUACAGCGUGAAGCGGGACCAGUUCAUCGGCACGAUGGAGCUGCUGACGGCGCUAAUACCGGCCGAGCGGAACCUGGAGCUGCUCGGUGUGCAUGCGACAAUAGCGAUUUCCGCCCCGGCCAAGUGUAACGAUUACGUGCUCAACUACAAGCAGCUUUGCCGGGCUCACAUCGCCCAGCUGAAGGCACCGGAGUGUACGAUCGUGCUGGAGGAUUAGUGGAACGUCAAGAUGAUAAGCUGGUUCAAAAAACACCCUUUGCUGCCUGUAAAGGUAAAGGCUAUAGUUUACCACGACCACGAUGAAAAACAACUUCGGGAAAUCAAACCUGACGACGGGCUGGUAUUGAUGGAUAUAUUCAACUUGAAGAAUGACGAACGGCUGUCGGACAUACGACAGGAAAGUGACAUCCCGCUCGUGAUCGUCAUCUCCUUACUUGCCUUUAACAACAACGUGAUCAGAUUAAAAACGGUGCUUAACUGCAAAACGUUUCCAAAAAAUGCCUUGUUUGUGGUCGACCGCAGAUUGUCGAAUGAUUUCGAACAAAUAAUUAACAACAUGAGAGAGGGAGAGAGAAUCAACGACACACCAAUUUCCUGCAAGAUCAAAAUCAACAAAGUGUACUUGGAAUGGGAUCAUCCUAAUGGUAUUGAUACGAAAAUGGCUAAGGAUAUCGGCAAUAAAAUUAAAGCAGCUGCUUCAAAAUGUAUAAGCGCGAAUGAAAAGAACGACCAGGCUGAAAGUGACUGUAGCUCUCUCCAAUUGAAUAGCUCAAACGUUCCAAGUCUAGAAGCGCAAAACAAACAACCUCAACAGAUGCAACUCAGUACAGAACACUGUGCUGUUACUAUCGAGACUGAAAUACCGUAAUAAUCUACUGUAUUUUCUGCCCCACCCUUAAGCUAAGCUCUAGCGUAUGUUGGCCUUUUGAGCUGAUCGAAGACAAAGUCAAUCGACCGCUGUUAAAAUGGCAGCUUUAGCAGUAUCAAAUAUUUGCGGUAGAAAAAUGUGUGUAAGAUGAACGCUAUAAAAGUAUUGGAUGCGUAAUUACAAAUUAUGUGAUUGGAAUCCCGCUGCAGAAGGUGAAUCCACAGAGUAUUCGAAUGGCCGCUACUUCCAGUUCGUAAAUUACUACAGGACCGUCCGUCAAGUGUACUUAAACAACUCUUCAUUUGACAGCUAGGGAGUUCACAGCUUCAUCCGCAGCAAUCUGCUCUAAAAGCCUCUACCUUCCAAUCUCCAUCCAUCAUCACUGAUGAUAAGCGACGGAGGUCAGUUUUUAUAUCGAAUAAAUUACCGAAUGUUAAUUAA